GAAUGCAUUUCCAUCCACAUUGGGCAGGCUGGCGUGCAGAUGGGCAAUGCCUGCUGGGAGCUCUACUGCCUUGAGCACGGGAUCCAGGCGGAUGGGACCAUUCCUGGCCCCAAGCAGGUGAAACCUAUGGAGCCGAAGUCUGAACAAGUGGAUUCUUCUUUCGAGACCUUCUUUUGUGAGACAGCAUCUGGGAAGCACGUGCCCCGGGCAGUGUUCAUAGACUUGGAGCCCACUGUCAUCGAUGAGAUCAGGACCGGGACCUACCAUGCGCUCUUCCACCCAGAGCAGCUCAUCAGUGGCAAGGAAGAUGCUGCCAACAACUAUGCUCGCGGCCACUAUACGAUUGGCAAGGAGAUUAUAGACACUGUCCUCAGCAGAAUUCGUAAAAUGGCUGACCAGUGCAGUGGACUCCAAGGGUUCCUGGUCUUCCACAGCUUUGGGGGAGGCACAGGCUCUGGGUUCACCUCACUCCUCAUGGAGCGGCUCUCCGUGGAGUACAGCAAGAAGUCCAAGCUGGAGUUCUCUGUGUACCCAGCCCCACAGGUCUCCACAGCAGUGGUGGAGCCCUACAACUCCAUCCUCACCACCCACACCACCCUGGAGCACUCGGACUGCUCCUUCAUGGUGGACAAUGAGGCCAUCUAUGACAUCUGCAACCGCAACCUGGACAUCGAGCGUCCCACCUACACCAACCUCAACAGGCUGAUUGGGCAGAUUGUCUCCUCCGUCACUGCAUCCUUGAGAUUUAAUGGUGCUUUGAAUGUUGACCUGAUUGAAUUCCAGACCAACCUGGUGCCCUACCCACGGAUACACUUCCCGCUCACUACCUAUGCACCCAUCAUCUCAGCAGAGAAAGCCUACCACGAGCAGCUGUCGGUGCCAGAGAUCACCAACGCUUGCUUUGAGUUCUCCAACCAGAUGGUGAAAUGUGACCCACGCCGUGGCAAGUACAUGGCAUGCUGCCUGCUGUACCGGGGUGAUGUGGUACCAAUCGCGGAGGCGUGGGCCCGCCUGGACCACAAGUUUGACCUGAUGUACGCCAAGCGAGCCUUUGUGCACUGGUAUGUGGGGGAGGGCAUGGAGGAGGGGGAGUUUUCGGAGGCCCGGGAGGACCUGGCUGCCCUGGAGAAGGAUUAUGAGGAGGUUGGAAGGGACUCGGCAGAUGGAGAAGAAGAUGAGGCUGAUGAGGAUGAGUAUUAA
Messenger RNA from Egretta garzetta (little egret), 1200 nucleotides. Its product is annotated as tubulin alpha chain-like. Gene Ontology annotation, molecular function: GTP binding; structural constituent of cytoskeleton. The record is from RefSeq and is a predicted model, not a curated record. Lineage: Eukaryota; Metazoa; Chordata; Aves; Pelecaniformes; Ardeidae. Gene Ontology annotation, biological process: microtubule cytoskeleton organization; mitotic cell cycle. Gene Ontology annotation, cellular component: cytoplasm; microtubule.